Silurus meridionalis is the source of this 2812-nucleotide messenger RNA. RefSeq lists its product as uncharacterized. The coding region runs from base 142 to 1152 and encodes 336 amino acids. The record is from RefSeq and is a predicted model, not a curated record. The transcript has 9 exons. Lineage: Eukaryota; Metazoa; Chordata; Actinopteri; Siluriformes; Siluridae.
AGGAAGUAGGCGUGUUGUCAUCGCUCAGCCCCUCCCGUUAUAUGUAAUGUUACUUAAAAUGUAAGCGACAUCUAACAACAACCGCCUGUACAUGAUUAACCUACAAGGAAAAGUAGCGGUGUCCUGGAUUGAUGUCUCGCAAUGGACGAGAGUCGUCCAUUGCUGCCUCAGCGCCAAGAGAGCAUGGAAGGUCCUUCUCCAAACCUGAAGCCGAGGCAUGGCGAGCUGAUACCCACACCAUGUGGACCAAUAAAGAAGUUAUCCGAGCUCCAGGGCCCUGUGAAGAUAUACUUCUGCUUCACACUCCUCUCCAUGGUGGUGCUCUUCAUCCUGACUAUAUUCAACAUCUCCAAAGAGAGCCAGAAUGAGAAGAAAAAGGGUGACAAUGACGAUCUCACCGUCUCCAUCAUCCAGCUUGUGGGCAUCGCGUUCUGUUUCUACUACAUCGUUCGAGGCGUUCUGCAGGAAAACAAGCAGGAGCUGAUUGUCUUUGGGCUGUGCGUAUUCGUGCUCAUGGUGCGCUCUAUCAUCAACUAUGUUGUACCUGAAGAGAAAGAGACCCUGCUAACGGUGCGGUUUGCGUGCAUCAUAUGUUUGGGUGUUGCGCACCUGAUCUGUGUCGGUCUGCUCAUCACAAGGCCCAACAUGAUGGCCUUCAGGGUGGGUGGAGCUUUGGAAAGCCUGCAGGAGCAGUACUGCCUGCUCAAUCUCUGUUUCUCUAUGGUGACUUUUGAUCUUCAGGCACAAGUGUGCCUGUGCAUCCUGAUCCUGACCUCAGGCCCCUUUGUGUCCACCGCUCACAGAAUCAUUCUGGGAAUUGGUGUUUUUUGGGCAGUAAUCACUGCUGCCAUCGGAGGCAUUUCUGUUUUGAAAGAAGUGAAACCACUGGUAUGGAUUUUUGCCCUCCAGAACUUACCUCAGCUGGCUUAUUUCAUUUACCUCCUAUACUCAACCAUUACUAACUGGGGCGAGAGUAAAACAUACAUACUGGAGGCUGCUACCAUAACGGGCUGUCUGUUAUCGGUGGCCAUCAAAUGUGUGCUGUUCUGGGGCUUGUAUAGUCUGUACCGCAGAUUCGGCCUGGGUCUGCGAGAGAAAAUGUUCUCUUCAGAUAAUCAGCAAGUCUCCCCAUCAAGAAUUGGACCAGCAUGAAAAAGUUCUGCAUUGUGGCAUUUUGUCCGGGAGUACAAUAAUGCAACUGUUGCACAUUUGCAUACAAUGAUGCAAAUCUAGACUUACAGCUAUCCAAUCUUUCAGUUAAGUAGGUUCAUUAACCUGGAAUAGAUCUCUGGAAAUUGAAAGUGAUGAACCCAUGCUGCCAUUUUGCUUCUUUCAAGUCUUCAGAAAAUUCAGCUUUCGUUCUAAAUUCCAAAAAGAAUCAAGUGCUCAGAGGGUUUCAGUUUUACCUGUAUUACCUGAAUUAUUGAACAUGGCUGUACAUGAGCUGAUUGGAUGUUCUUUGGUUCCAUCUUUAUCUGUUACUGCUUUCUUUUUUAUAUGCUUUGAAUUGUUUUACCACUUCUUUUAUUAUUUUAUUAUUUCUAUCAUUCUCUGUAUUUCUUGUUACUUUAUGCUUGGAUGCAUAUCAGUAACCAGUGACAUAAUUCCUGAAAAAUUAUAGUUCAGACACUCCAUUUUUAAAAUGUAUAAUCUAAACAAAUAUAGUGUUUAAUGAUGAUAAAACAUCAUGCCAAAAUCCUACAUGCAACCAACAAGGCUGGGUACUGUGUGGGUAAAGGAAGCACUUCAAAAUCAUCCUUUUUGUAAAGUAACAAAGUUCUUACAAAUCAGAGACGUGUGUUUAGUUUAGUGUUACUUGUAAGAACGAUGCAGAUUCGUAAUUUCGAUUCCGGAAUGAAAGAGUUUCAGUUCCAGUCAUUUGACUUGAGGCUUGAACUCAGAAGAAAGAGUAAUAAACUGUGAUUGGGAUGGUAGAAUUAUCUUUCAUGUUCUUAGAAUGUAUCUGUCACCAGGAACCAUGGCUAUAUAAAGAUUACACAAUUCCCUGUUAUUGUGUAAAUACCUUUAGGGCAAAGGAAAUAAAGAUGAUAAAUAAAGGUACAAUUUACCCUAAUAAAGGUAUAAAGAUAGGUCUAGUGUUGAAGCCUUUAUAAUUUUAUAGUCAGGAUUGUUCAGUCAGGCAAAUGGUUGACUGAGCUGCCACAUAUGGAAUGAAUUGCAUUCAAUAAAAAAACAACAAUGGAUCUUUUUUCCUUCAGGUCAAAAAGAAAAGUCUAAAACUCAUUGAUGUUUAAUAUAGAAGACGAUUUCUAGGCAGGUUCUAAGCAAAUUAAAGCGAUAUUAUCGUUUGUACAAAAGGUCUUAUCCCCUCUACUGAAGCAUGUGUUUAGACAGAGGGAUCUGAUAGAAAAUUGAUCGUGUGUUUCCACAAAACGUGAGGAGGCCAUUUCACUGAAGAAAGAAAGGAUGUAUCAAAUGUUAUCAAAACUUCUAAAAUUCACGUAUAUCCUGUAAACGAUACGUGGUUUUUGUUUUACACUUUGAUACAUGAGCUCAGUGUCAAGAAGUGUUACACAUAAACAGGAACGAAAGUUUAUUUUUCUCUACUUUUAUUACGACACAGCAUGUAACUUUUUUUUUUUUUUUUUUUUUUGGAUAACCGAAACUUUGUGAAUAACUGCACUAUUUCUACUUUAAAUGCUGUGAUUAUGAGAAUGUUUAUAAACAAGUUUAACCAUAAUGCAUUAAACAUGUAUUGCUUUUGAUAUAUUGUCCUGGGUUUUGAUAGCACAGGUUUAUUACUUUAUACAUGUAUUUAUUAUACAAAACACAAUAAAUUUAUUUUAUUGUA